AUGUCUUUAGUAAAGAGCUCUCUCUACAAUGUCAUCUUUCUCGUCGUCGCUUUUACUUCAUCAGUACAACUAACGGCCGCGCAAGCCGUCUUGUGUGGCCAGUAUCAGAAUUUGACCAGUACUUCAGGACAGUACAUGAGCAAGUCCAAAGUAAAAGAUGAAAAGGAUGGAACUGCCUUCUCGACCACCUGGAUUUGGGGGGCAAAUGAUACUUAUGCCUCAGAUACACGUGUGCACUCUUAUGCCAAUGUCAAGUCGAGAUCGGCCGUCCUCCCUGUGAUGCUUUCGAACAUUUCAGGGAUUACAGUCAGCGCAAACUGGGCCAUGUACCCGAGCGGGACCGGAAAUCCAAACACUUUUGAUAUCGACGGCUUAGACGCCAUUGGUGCAAAGGCCGACGUGACUCUGGACUUUUUCCUCGAUCCUGACAAGAAUCAGUCCACCAACGUUACGAAUCCAAAGUUUGAAGUCAUGAUCUGGUUUGCCGCCCUAGACGAGACGGAGCCCAUAGGGUACGCGAGCGGCUCAGCUGGUAGUGCCAUUCUAGAUGGUAAGAACUACACCCUUUUCGCUGGGCAAAACACCCAAGUGGAUGGGAUGGACAAUCAACCCGGCCAGGAGGUUUUCAGCUUUGUUGCUCCGAAGAACAUGACGUCCUUUUCGCAGCUGAAUGUUCUGCCGCUCUUCCAGUACCUCAUGGAUGGGGGCAAAAUGGCUAACUCAACCUAUCUUGGCACUGCGCAAUUUGGCACCGAGGCUUUCCAUACGGAUGGAAAGAAUGUAACGUUUGAGGCGAGCGGCAUCGACCUGACCGUUCAGACAACUUUGGUGCCACCAGCAAAAAGCACUGCGACGCCAACAAAAAGCAGUACGGCGCCAACAAAAAGCAGUACGGCAUCAACAAAAAGCAGUACAGCAACGGCAAAAAGCAGUACGGUACCAGCAAAAGGCAAUACGGUACCAGUGAAAAGCAAUGCGGUGUCACUCAAAGGGGUGGAGGGUAUCGUAUGUUGCUGGGGUUUGUUUGAAGCGGCGAUAGGGGGAUGGAUGCUCUGGUCUUGGAUGCUGUGA
Molecule: messenger RNA, 1071 nt
Organism: Letharia columbiana
Lineage: Eukaryota; Fungi; Ascomycota; Lecanoromycetes; Lecanorales; Parmeliaceae
Exons: 3
Coding region: 1-1071 (356 amino acids)
Biological process (GO): polysaccharide catabolic process
Molecular function (GO): cellulase activity
Source: RefSeq, a predicted model, not a curated record